AUUGCUAGCGCAGUGUUACAGUGUUCAGCUAAUUUGUUUAAAUAAUGUAAAUAAAUAUAUAUAUACAUACAUAUAUACACUAAAUAUAUUAUUUAUAUGUAUUAAUUUAAUUUAGUUUUAUUGUAAGAUUUUACACAGAAAUAUUUUUUAUUCACUAAUUUGUGCCUUUAGUGUUGUUGUCCUCUGUGGUAAUGUUCCUGAAAUCAUUAUGGAUCCUCUGAGCCGUCUGAAUGCUGUGCAGCUUCAAGAUCCGCUUUCCAAACCGCUGGAUCUCUCCAAGCAGAUCUCUGAGGCCCUGGAUGUGGUGAAGAAGAAGCCGAGCUGGAGCGGCCUUGCCUCAGGGACCCACGGUAUCCGUUGUCCUCGAUCGGAGUUCAGUUAUGAGUCCAUGUGUGUACCUUUAAAUUCCUCGCUACGAAACGGACUCACCCACGAACCCAUGAAGACGCCGAUGACCGCUAUGGAGAACAUCCAGACUGAUGGGGAGAUUGGAAAAGUAACCAAUUGGCACAGGACAGGAGAGAAAAGAGACUGGAACGGAGCAGGAUUUCAGGAGGCUCCUCCAUCACUUUCCAGUUUCCGGCUCCCUGUUACCGCUGUCGAAACCCUGUCAUCGGAUUGUUCUGGACACUGUGUUUACAGUGAUGACAGCAGUGUGAUUGAGGUUCCUGUGAGCAACAGUGCCUCGCUGAUGCUCAGAGAUGCAGAAAAUCAGAACCAGGAAAAAGAAAGGAUGGAAAAUUCUUCUACGAUCCUGAUAGAGUCAGACAUACUCCAGGACAGCGACUCAAUGGAAUCCCGAAACAUUCCGUCUACCUCAGAAGCAGAAAACACAGAGUUUUUUAAACCGACACAGAACGGAUCCGGACCAUCGCCAUCACCGGACCAGAAGCGAGUGCCAGCGACUAAGAAAAAUAGAAACCAACAGCGCAAGAAAGCAACAGCGAGCGCGGCAAAGAGGAGGAAGAAAAAGCAGCUCUCAGGGUCAUCGUCGCCUCCAUUUUCGUUUCCUUCCCACGGACCUGAGAUCAAGCUGAAGUACGCAAGCUGCAAGGAGGAGAAGCGAGAAGGCAGAGGGAACGCUUUCGCACCGUACGUCCGUAUGGAGUUCUCCGCCUGCACCAUAGUCAACUUCGAGGAUGAGGGCAACAUCCAGGUGAAGAUGCAGCGACAUGGAUCCCCCGGGAUCGUCCCCACCAGCUCGUGUUUGCAUCUGGGACGCCUGAAGUCUGAGAGCAGGCAUCAGACCGGCGAGCUGUGUUGCUUGUGUGGCCGUAUGGCCAACGCCGCAGGUUUAGGGGACCUGCACGGUCCGUACCAUCCCAGAGAGGUGUCCACGAAUGUUCUGAUAAACGGACACGAGCACAGCGGUGCGAAUAGGACACGACCGUCAGACGAGGUCGGUGAGCGUUGGGUUCACGAGGACUGCAGUAUCUGGUCAACGGGAGUUUUCCUGGUUAAAGGAAGGCUGUAUGGUCUGGACGAGGCGGUCAGGCUCGCGCAGGAAACCGUGUGCUCGUGUUGCCUCACAUGCGGUGCCACACUGGGGUGCUUCUUCAAAGGCUGCCCGAAUAAAUACCACUUCCCCUGCGCUCUCCAGGCUGGAUGUGUGUUUAAUGAGGAGAACUUUACUGUGAGAUGUCUAAAGCACAAGAAUAAAUCAGGACCGGCUGUGAGCAGACUGCAGAACAGAUUAUUGAAUGCCAAUAAAACCAGAGUAUAACAAUAAUUAAAAUAAUAAAAAAGUGAACUUCAGGAUUCAGAGAGAGAAAGAAGUAUAUCAGGGUUUUUUGUUUUUUUUCCUCUACAUAAAAUGUAGAAGUGUUUACUUUUUCCUCACACACGGAGGAACAUCUCUGAAACCAAACUGCCUUCAACUUCUCCUCCACCUUCUCCUUCAUCUUUUACUUCUCUUCCUCCACCUUCAACUUCUCCUCCACCUUCUCUUUCAUCUUUUACUUCUCCUUCUCCUCCACCUUCAUUUUCUCCUCCACCUUCUCCUUCAUCCUUUACUUCUCCUCCUCCUGAACCUUCAUUUUCUCCUCCACCUUCUCCUUUAUCUUUUACUUCUCCUCCUCCUCCACCUUCAUUUUCUCCUCCACCUUGUCCUUCAUCUUUUACUUCUCUUCCUCCACCUUCAUUUUCUCCUCCACCUUCUCCUUCAUCCUUUACUUCUCCUCCUCCUCCACCUUCAUUUUCUCCUCCACCUUCUCCUUCAUCUUUUACUUCUCCUCCUCCACCUUCAUUUUCUCCUCCACCUUCUCCUUCAUCUUUUACUUCUCCUCUUCCACCUUCAUUUUCUCCUCCACCUUCUCCUUCAUCUUUUACUUCUCCUUCUCCACCUUCAUUUUCUCCUCCACCUUCUCCUUCAUCUUUUACUUCUCCUUCUCCACCUUCAUUUUCUCCUCCACCUUCUCCUUCAUCUUUUACUUCUCUUCCUCCACCUUCAUUUUCUCCUCCACCUUCUCCUUCAUCUUUUACUUCUCUUCCUCCACCUUCAACUUCUCUUCCACCUUCUCCUUCAUCUUUUACUUCUCCUCCUCCUCCACCUUCAUUUUCUCCUCCACCUUCUCCUUCAUCUUUUACUUCUCUUCCACCACCUUCAACUUCUCCUCCACCUUCUCUGCUGCUGUCUUUUCUAAAUAAAAAAGCGGAUGUUUUUAGCUGAAGGCUCGUCCCCUGAUCCCCAGCGAGCAGAUCCUCUUCAGCCCUCUUUCCUUUAUCCUGUUUCAUGUUUUUUUUGUUGUUGUUGUUGUUUCUUUUUUUUUGUUGUUGUUUGUUUUCUUUGCACCUUUUCCACCAAAACUGUGUUCACGUAUUUUUUAAUGUAUACUUGACAACAACAGGUGCUGGAUUUCUUUCUUUUAAGAAUGUGAACUUUACAGAUAUAUGUUUAUGAUUUAAAUGCACACGUUCGUGUUAAUUGUUGAACUGUUGACACGUUCCAGUCCUUCGCCGUGUGUGUGACUCCAGUCCGUGACGCCGGACGUGUCACCGUAUGCACUGUACGUCAACAUAUUUAUUUUAUUUAUGGGAUUAACGUGUAUGUGUUUUUAUUCACUGACCAACAACCUCAACUGACAAGACUACAUGCUUUAUGACAGUUUAGUAAUGCAGGGAUUAUUAUUAUUGUUGUUGUUGUUGUUGUUGUUGUUCAGGUGAUCAGACAUGACGUCUGUUGCACUUUUUGUUCAAGAGACUUUAAGACCUGAGUUUUGGAGAAAACGUGUAGGAUUGCACUCAAUGGAAUUCUUUUAUUUUUUUAUUUUAAUUUUUUUUUAAUCUGUAGGUUUAAAUAAACAUUUUUUUACACUCA
This is a messenger RNA of Tachysurus vachellii, 3316 nucleotides long. RefSeq names its product transcription factor 20. The record is from RefSeq and is a predicted model, not a curated record. The transcript has 7 exons. NCBI's taxonomy places the organism in Eukaryota, Metazoa, Chordata, Actinopteri, Siluriformes, Bagridae. Gene Ontology annotation, cellular component: nucleus. The coding region runs from base 209 to 1723 and encodes 504 amino acids. Gene Ontology annotation, biological process: regulation of transcription by RNA polymerase II.